Messenger RNA from Hyphopichia burtonii NRRL Y-1933, 4289 nucleotides. It is a transcript of the gene VPS8, whose product is annotated as CORVET complex membrane-binding subunit. Gene Ontology annotation, molecular function: protein binding. The record is from RefSeq and is a predicted model, not a curated record. Bases 13 to 3810 code for a protein of 1265 amino acids. Lineage: Eukaryota; Fungi; Ascomycota; Pichiomycetes; Serinales; Debaryomycetaceae. Gene Ontology annotation, cellular component: HOPS complex; late endosome. The transcript has a single exon. Gene Ontology annotation, biological process: endosomal vesicle fusion; protein targeting to vacuole.
CAUGAACUUAUAAUGACUGAUACUUUAGAUACUCCUUCAAUUAGUAUAGAAUCGUCGCCUACUCCAUCUCCAGCAUUUUCUCCCAGAAAGCUUCGGUUUGACGAUCGCUCUCAAACAAAAAUUAGUCGGUCCUUGAAAAAUCAUGCUCAUACCAGUAGUAAUUCAAGUUUAAGUUUAAAUAAUAAUAAUGUAUCCGAGUCUUCCUUUUUGAACUGGAAUGAACUUACUAAGAUCUCAAAUCAUAUCAAGCUUCCUCAAUUUGUAUCAAAGUACGGUUCUCCCCUCAUAAUCGAAUGUUCAGCUGUUUAUAUCUGCAUUGGGACAUCCAAAGGCUGGAUAAUUGGAUUCAAUUAUAGGCAAGAAAUUGAAUUUUAUUUGAAUAAUGAAGACCAGAAUGAUGUCAGUGCCAUUUCCUUUUCAUCUGACUCGGCGUAUUUAGCUUCUGGAUUUAAUGAUGGGAAAAUUCUUUUAUGGGAUUUAUCUGAUGAUAAACCCUUUUAUACAAUUUACCCAAUUACCUUAGAUAAUCGAUUGGUCAAUCAAGCACAGGGUCACUUGAUCAAUGUUCCCAUAACAAAAUUAAACUUCAUUGGUGAUCUGCAUAAUAAAUUAAUCACUUGUGAUAAAUCGGGUUUGGUUUUUUAUCAUAAUGGUUUUAGAAAAUUCAUGAAGAACUAUUUUAGUUCUGAAAAAGUUCUUGGGAAAAAUGAUAAGAAUGAUAUGAAAAACUAUAUGGUUCAUGACUGCCAAACAUUACCAUUGGGUACUUCUCAUCAAUUGAGUGAUCACAUUGGUCUAAUGGCAGUAAUCACAAAUAACAUUUUGGUUAUAGUAUCAGUACUCUCCUUGAAUAACCCAGAUAAUAAUAAUUUAUUGACUCACUUUAAGAUUGCCAAAUCCAAAAAUGUUAAUUCAAAUACCCCCAUAGGUUGUUUAAGCUGGUAUCCUUGUAUGAAUAAGAAAAAUGGUUUAGAAAAUGCUAAAUUGGCGUAUUCGUGGAAUAAUGUUUUAACAGUGUUGGAGAUAGAAAAUAAUAAGCUCCCUUCUAAUCUAAUGGAAAUUAUAGAAAACAUGAAGGAUAAGGAUCGUGGUGUUUCUCAACUACCAAUCACUAAAACUUGUAGAUGGAGUUGUCCUUCGAAAUUUGAUACUAUAAUAUCCAUUAAAUGGUUGUCUUUCGAUAAAAUAUUAUUGGUUGUGAAAAAUAACCAAAAUCAGAUUAAUUUCAUAUCGCUUUACUAUUGCUCUAACAAUAAUCAUAAUAAUGUCAGUAUAUCUUCUGUACACAUUGAUGAAUCACCAUUUCAUUUUACAAACUCUCCAAACUCUAUCAAAUCUUUUAAAGAUAGAUUAAUAGUCAUGAAUAAUGUCGAUAAUAAGAUACACAUUGGACGGUGCUUUACAUGGGCAGAUCGUCUAUUAAGGUAUUUAUCAAAGGGGGAUUAUUCAACCGCUUUAAUGGCCGCUAAUGACUAUUAUAAUUCUACAGACACUGGAAGAUUGGUUGUUGAUGGAUUGCCCGAUAAUCAAGAGGAAAGAUGUACAGUAGUUAAGCCAUACUUAUUAAAAAUUAUGAAUGAGUCAAUUAAUUACUUAUUUGAAGAAAAUCAAGAUUACUAUCUUGAUGUUUACAUCAAUAUAAUUUCUUAUCUUGAUGAAGAUUUAUCAGAACUUUUGGAACUAAUUUUUGAGAGAGUCGAUGCAAAAUUAUUUUUUGAAAUACUAGAACCGUAUAUCUUAACUAAUGGAAUAACUUAUUUACCACCAAUAGUUUUGAAGAAAUUGGUUGAAUUAUAUACUGAGAAUAACAAGGGGGAAACAUUGACUGAAAUUAUAUGUAUCCUAGAUACUAAGACCCUUGAUAUUGAUUUAACCUUGAACCUUUGUGAACAGUAUCACUUGAUUGAUUGUUGGAUAUAUAUAUGGAACUACCUAUUGAAAGAUUAUAAAACGCCAUUAAUAAAAUUAUUGGAUGGCUUAGGUCACGAUGAUUUAACAAUAUAUUCAUAUAUAUCGUAUAUUCUAACGGGUAGACAAUACCCAAUAGAUCGAUUCAUUCAAGCUGAAGAAGAAGAGUUGGCACGAAAAUCAAUUUGUGAAAUUUUAUUCAAUAUCAAUCCAAUUGAAAAUAAAGAAAUUGAGUCAAUUUUCCCAUAUCUAUAUAAACUACUUAGAACCAAUUCAUUUGAAACUUUAUCGGCAAUCAACGAGUUUUUUGAAAACCCAUGCUUAAACGACGAUAAGUUGAUUAAUAGACAGUAUAUCAUCGAUGCUUUGAUUGAUAUCUAUGAUUCAAAUAAUGACUUUUUUAAUGAAGCUGAUAACAUUCAAUUAUCGAUUUUUUUAGCAAGAAACUAUCCUAAAUACCAACAAUUCAUUAGAUUAUCAGAAUCUAUUUUAGAUAAGAUAAUUGAUGAUUUAUGUUCCAACUCUCUGACUGAGAUUCAGUAUGAUUGUGAAUUGGCGCUACAAAGCUUAUUGCCAUUAUAUGAACCAGUUGAUGAUACUCUAUUGCUUGAGAAGUUAAAGGGGGCCAAUUUUUAUGAUGUUUUAAUCAAUAUUUAUAAGAACGAGAACAAGUAUGAUUUAGUAUUAAAGAUGUGGUUGCAAAGACAGAAUCAACAAUUAGGUGACAACUACCACAUUGAUACCAUGAAUGAUAUUUUUGAAAACGCAUUCAACUUGAAGGACGUUAAUAGAAUGAAUUUCGUCAAUGUUAUCAAGGAAAACUUUAAAAAUUUCUUGGAUAUUGAUUUGAGAAAUUUUGAAAGUAAUAUUGACAAGUUUGAUCAAAAUCUUCAUAAGGAGAUUUUGAAUAUCGAUAACGAGCAGUACGUUUUGCAGUAUUUGGCAUUAUAUUUCACUCACCCGCAAAGCGAUAUUGAUAUGAUUUCGAGGUAUAUUGAGUUAUUAAGCAGCACUAACUCACAGAACCUCUUUCAAGUGGUGGACUUGUACGUUUCGAAAUUGGCAAGUGAUGAAACCAAAUUCAAUUCGGUUAAAGAAGCGUUGCAAAAAAACCAACAAAUCGACAGUUUAACUCGAUUGUAUGUCCACCAAAACCAAUUUCAUGAGGCAUUGGAUGAAUCAAUCCGGAUGAUGGGUAAUUACUUACAACAGGAGUUUAAAUUUGAGAAAUUUGAUAAAAUUUUCCAAAGCGCUUUAGAGAUUUGUGAAAAUCCCAAAACUUAUCAUGAAAAAGUCGGGGAAAUCAGUUUAAACGAACAAAUGUGGUUAGAGCUCAUUGAAAACUUGGUUUUGAUGGCUAAUGACAAACCCAAACACAUCUCCGAUUACAUUAAUCAAUGCAUUCAUGACACUUUCAGAAGAGUUAUCGAUACAAAAUUGGAUUCGGGUAAGGAACAUUCAUUCUUGGUUAUAUUCAACCGUUUCUUAGAGCACUCAUCCUCAAAUACAAAAGUCGCCACCCUCUCUAAUGUUCGGAGUAUCUUGAAUGAAGUAUUUGUGUCGUACUCGUAUGAAAGUGAAAUACUAUCAAUUUCAUUAUCAAUGCUAAAUCAAGGUAUCUACGAAAGCAUGAAGGAAAUCAAACUAGAUAAAUUAAAAGGAUGGGAUAUCAAAAAUAAAAAUUGCACCUCCUGCGGUAAAGAAAUGUGGGGGUCAAAAGAUUUAAGCCUAAAUCUAAAGGCUUGGGAAUCAAGCCAACAUUUAAUGAUUGCAAAAAAAAAACUUGACGAUUCCAAGUUCUGCCACCACCAACUUAUCUUCUUUAAAUGCUUCCACGGCUACCAUUACCAGUGCCUCCGAAAUCUAGGUCUGAAUCACUGUGUUAUCUGCAUCCAGAACUAGACCGUACAAGCUUACAACAUACCUGACAGCAUCCCUGACAGCAUCCCUUCCAGCAAUCCCAUGGUCAUAACCAUGUACACCCGUACCACCCGCUAUAAACCCCCGUACACCGCUACUGACGGCCGGCUCCCGCACAAAAGGGAUUGCAACACAAACUGUUUUGCACAAUUAGCUUGCCAAAUCAGGAAAGAAGGUAAAUACAAAAUCAAAUUCGCAGACAAAAGAGAACAAAAAUUUUAGUGGGAACAAUCUGGGCUCAAUAUGUCAGAAUUUUGAUUAUAUCCCAAUCAGGAUGAGCAAUGGGUUGGAAGCUUGCUGGGAAUACAUUGAUUUGAAAAUGUCAUAAAGAUGUGAAAUUGUUCUAAGCCAUUGUCAUGACAUCUAGUCAAGUAUUAAACAUUACGUUUUGUACGUGAGUUGAUGUUUGUUGAUUUGAAGGUGAAUUUGUUAUUUGUUUUUUUUUCUUUGAAAUCCUUGAC